Molecule: messenger RNA, 2401 nt
Organism: Carassius gibelio (silver crucian carp)
Lineage: Eukaryota; Metazoa; Chordata; Actinopteri; Cypriniformes; Cyprinidae
Product: acetyl-CoA acetyltransferase, mitochondrial
Exons: 12
Coding region: 88-1371 (427 amino acids)
Biological process (GO): fatty acid beta-oxidation
Molecular function (GO): acetyl-CoA C-acetyltransferase activity
Source: RefSeq, a predicted model, not a curated record
ACCUCUACUGUGAUUGGCUGCUUUUUGCAAGUACUACGCUGUACGCUCUCAUUCAGAGGGUUGAAGGUGAAAUUUGCUGUUCUCUGUAUGCAGUUUUCCAUCGCGAUUAUGACGUCCUGCGCACUUUACAGUACACGCACACACCUGUGCAGACAAAUGGCACAUAAAUAUCUGAGCAGGACCUACAGCACACGACCAUCUCUAAAUGAAGUUGUCAUCGUCAGUGCAGUCAGGACUCCUAUUGGCUCUUUCAAAGGAAGCCUUUCCACAGUCCCUGCAACUAAACUGGGUUCCAUUGCUAUUAAAGGAGCCGUCGAGAAAGCAGGAAUUCCUCUUGAGGAGGUGAAGGAAGUUUAUAUGGGCAAUGUGUUGCAGGCAGGAGAAGGACAAGCACCAACCAGACAGGCUCUUCUGGGUGCAGGUCUCCCUAUAUCCACUCCGGCAACUACCAUCAAUAAAGUGUGUGCUUCCGGGAUGAAGUCCAUCAUGAUGGCCGCUCAGAGUCUCAUGUGUGGGCAUCAGGAUGUGAUGGUUGCUGGUGGAAUGGAAAGCAUGUCUCAGGUUCCUUAUGUUAUGGCUAGAGAAGCGCCUCCUUAUGGUGGUGUGAAGAUGGAGGAUCUGAUUGUUAAGGAUGGGUUGACGGACGUCUACAACAAAUUCCACAUGGGCAGCUGUGCUGAAAAUACAGCUAAGAACAGCGGUAUCUCCAGGGAGGAGCAGGACGCGUUUGCCAUCAACUCGUACAGCCGCAGCAAAGCAGCAUGGGAGUCCGGCAUCCUGGCCAAGGAAGUGGUUCCUGUGAGCAUUCCUCAGAAAGGAAAACCAGACAUCGUUGUGAAGGAAGAUGAAGAAUAUAAGAAGGUUGAUUUCAGCAAAGUCCCCAAACUGAGGGCUGUGUUCCAGAAAGAGAACGGCACAGUGACGGCAGCCAACGCUAGCACGCUAAACGAUGGCGCGGCGGCUCUCGUGCUCAUGACUGCAGAUGCGGCAAAGAGACUCAACAUCACGCCGCUUGCAAAGAUCGUUGCUUUCGCUGAUGCUGCUGUCGCCCCCAUCGAUUUCCCUAUCGCUCCAGCCUUUGCCGUCCCCAAGGUCCUAAAAGCAGCCGGUGUGAAGAAAGAAGACAUUGCCAUGUGGGAGAUCAACGAGGCCUUCAGUGUCGUGGUGCUGGCCAACAUCAAGAUGUUAGAAAUCGACCCCGACAAAGUCAAUAUCAACGGAGGAGCUGUUUCUCUUGGACAUCCAAUUGGAAUGUCAGGGGCGAGAAUCGUUGGACACAUGGUGCACAAUCUGAAAUCGGGACAGUACGGCCUGGCCGGAAUCUGCAAUGGAGGAGGUGGCGCCUCCUCUAUUCUGAUCCAGAAAUAUUAGGACUUGCACUUUAAUCUACAGAAUGCAUGUAGGAUUUGGUCCUUGUGCCAGAUAUAUCAUCAUGCCUGCAUUAUUGAUGCGAGGUCAGUCCUGUUUUUUCUUAAAAUAAGAAACAAACUUGUGAAUGGUCAUACUGUACAAAUCUCUCUGCUCUUGUUACAUAUUUUGUUACAUGGUGAUCAUUCUCAAAAUAAUGGUUUAAUAAAAGGGUUUAGAAGGUUAAAGUGUGUGUUUGCACUGAAAUAGAUUAUUGGUUGGUUUCGUUGAUGUUGAAUGUGUGAUGAAUAUACUCAGAAAUAACACAAUGCAUUUCACCUGAAUGAACACCAGAUGGUGUGUGCUUUGAGCUCUGUGUGCUGAUUGGCUAAUGGAUGCUUUUCACAGACUAUAAUGGGGCAGUGAUUUAAAAUCUUGAUUCUCACAAAGGUUUAAAAAAAACAACUAAUGUACCAUUAUGUCAUGACAUUUUAUUUUCCCAAAGUAUUAAACUACAAACAAAAUAGUAAAUUUGACAUAUUUUACUCUUCUUAAUCUUUAAUCAGUCUCUAUAUAUUUUCCUCAUUUGGAAAGUCAAGUUUUUUUUUUUGUUUUUUUUUAAUGAAAAAGAUUUUGUAAUAUUACAUUUGAUUGUUAAAAAAAAGAGUGGGAAAAACCAACGACAAAAAGCAAAACAAAAUGAAUAAUAAUGAAAUAAUUCGAAAUCAGUUUAUUUUUAUGAUAGAUCACUAUUACCUAUACAGUAGCAUUGCCUUAGAAUCACAUAAUUACAUUUUAAGUUCAUACUGUAUGUGCAAUAUCUCAAGUUUCAUCAUUACAAUGUGUUACUGAUGUUCCUGGUUAUUGAGUCCAUGAGGAUCUUUUUUUUUUCUUUUGCAGAAGUUAUGCUAAUUUAUGUACUUUAUUUAUUAAAUUACCUGUGUUACUGGAUCAUUUGUUAAAUAAUGUUUUGCCAAAGGGGUAGAACUAGAAGCAACUAGAUGCUAAAUAUGUCAAUGACAAUAAAGAGGUUAUAAUCCAAUCAAAAACUAAA